This is a messenger RNA of Ochlerotatus camptorhynchus, 1016 nucleotides long. RefSeq names its product Enoyl-CoA hydratase, short chain 1 (gene Echs1). The transcript has a single exon. Gene Ontology annotation, cellular component: mitochondrion. Gene Ontology annotation, biological process: fatty acid beta-oxidation. Lineage: Eukaryota; Metazoa; Arthropoda; Insecta; Diptera; Culicidae. Gene Ontology annotation, molecular function: enoyl-CoA hydratase activity. The record is from RefSeq and is a predicted model, not a curated record. The coding region runs from base 16 to 834 and encodes 272 amino acids.
UGGUAAAGUUGUCAAAUGAUAUUUUUUCUUGCAUUUAUUUCAGCAUCCCCCAAGACGCUCGAAUUUAUCAAAACCGAACUGGUUGGCGAAAAGAAGAAUGUCGCUUUGAUUACGCUGAACCGCCCAAAGGCUCUGAAUGCCCUGUGCAAUGGUUUGAUGAACGAAAUCAGCCAAGCAUUGGAUCAGUUCGAGCGGGAUGAUACUAUUGGCGCUAUUGUCAUCACUGGCAGCGAGAAAGCCUUUGCCGCUGGUGCCGACAUCAAGGAGAUGCAGAACAACACCUACGCCAAGUGUAUUACCGGUAAUUUCCUGAAUAACUGGACCCGUGUCGCUCAGGCCCAAAAACCGGUCAUUGCUGCCGUCAAUGGCUACGCAUUGGGAGGUGGUUGCGAAUUCGCUAUGAUGUGCGAUAUUAUCUACGCUGGGGAUAAGGCCAAAUUCGGUCAACCGGAGAUCGCUCUUGGAACAAUUCCCGGAGCCGGAGGUACCCAGCGCACUACUCGUGCCAUGGGCAAGUCCAAGGCCAUGGAAAUGUGCUUGACCGGUAAUAUGAUCAAUGCUGAGGAAGCCGAACGCUCUGGACUGGUCAGUAAGGUCUUCCCAGCCGAUAAGGUUGUCGGUGAAGCUGUCAAACUUGGAGAGAAGAUUUCCAGUUUCUCGCCACUAAUUGUGCAAUUGUGCAAAGAAGCCGUAAAUACUGCUUAUGAAAGCACCCUGAAUGAGGGUCUGAAGUUCGAGAGACGUCACUUCCAUGCCACCUUUUCUACCAAGGAUCGGCUGGAAGGUAUGACUGCGUUUGUGGAGAAGCGUGCACCAAAAUUCACCAACGAAUAAAUGUCCAAAAAUCAUCUACGAAUUUGGCGUCUCAGGACAUAACACGUGUGCCCGAUAGGCAUUUGAGUCUACUCGAGCAUUUUAUGCAUUUAUUAAUUGUUAGGCAUUUUCGAUAACCUUUGAGGUGUAACCGUAUCAGAGUGGAAAUAAACUGUUUAGCUAUUAUUUUGUAUUAAUAUAAA